Daucus carota subsp. sativus is the source of this 2190-nucleotide messenger RNA. RefSeq lists its product as uncharacterized. Gene Ontology annotation, molecular function: nucleic acid binding; RNA-DNA hybrid ribonuclease activity. The transcript is spliced from 3 exons. NCBI's taxonomy places the organism in Eukaryota, Viridiplantae, Streptophyta, Magnoliopsida, Apiales, Apiaceae. Gene Ontology annotation, biological process: DNA integration. The record is from RefSeq and is a predicted model, not a curated record. Bases 1 to 2190 code for a protein of 729 amino acids.
AUGGACGCCUACUCGGGCUACAAUCAAAUCCCCAUGUUUGAGCCAGAUCAGGAACACACCUCCUUCAUCACUGACAGGGGGCUUUAUUGCUAUAUAGGCAUGCCGUUUGGUUUGCUAAAUGCUGGGGCUACAUAUCAAAGAUUGGCCAACAAGAUGUUUAAGGACCAGAUUGGGAAAACAAUGGAAGUUUAUGUGGAUGACAUGCUAGUCAAAUCAAAGGAAGCUUAUGAUCAUGUGACACACUUAUCAGAGAUGUUCGACAUACUAAGGGAUUACGUGAUGAAGUUGAAUCCCCAAAAGUGCGUAUUCGGGGUUGAAUCUGGCAAGUUCCUGGGCUUCAUUGUCAAUCACAGGGGAAUCGAAGCUAACCUUGCGAAGAUCAAGGCCUUAAUUGAAAUGAGGUCGCCUAGGAAUGUAAAAGAGGCCCACAAGAUUGAAGUGCGAACGCCCUUCCCUCUCAGGAAAGUACUACACAAGCCCGAAGCCUCUGGAAGGAUCAUGAAAUGGGCAGUCGAGCUAGGCCAAUUUGAUAUAGAGUACAAGCCAAGGACCACCAUCAAGGGGCAAGCACUAGCCGACUUCAUCUUAGAGUUUCCACCUACUUUUGAAGUUGAAGGUAUGGAAUGUGUACCUGAACCUCAGUCUUCAAUAGCCAUACCCGAGAAUUGUUCCUCUUGGUGGAACUUGUACGUCGAUGGGGCUGUCAAUGGAAAUGGGGCCGGGGCUGGCAUUGUCCUAGUCAGCCCGGAAGGCCAUAAGCUGCAAAGCUCCAUUCACUUCGACUUUAAAGCCACCAACAAUGACGCGGAGUAUGAAGCCCUAAUAGCGGGGCUGAAGCUAGCCUUGGAGAUGAGGGUAGAAAAUAUGAAUGUUUACAGUGAUUCUAUGCUGGUAGUCUGGCACAUCCGAGGAGGCUUCCAAGCUAGGGGUUCCCAUACUGAUCUCUAUAUGCGAUAUGCCCAGGAACUAAUUGGGAAAUUCAGGGAAAUCAAGCUAGAGCAAAUACCAAGAUCUGAAAAUGCAGAUGCAGACGCCCUGGACAAGUUAGGCUCUCAGAGGGAUGCACACAUGCUUGGGGUGAUCCCCCUCGAAAUCCAGUAUCAGCCUAGCAUCCCCAAGAUUGAAGUCCUAGAUGUUGAGGUCGAUGAGUCUGACCUGUGGACAACCCCAAUCCAGGAAUACAUAGCCAACGGAACCCUACCUGCAGACAAGGAUGAUGCCAGAAAAUUGAGAUACAAGGCAGCCCAAUAUGCUACCCUCUACAAGGAUGCUCAUGCCUUCGCCAAGGCCUGUGACAGCUGCCAAAGGUUCUCUAAUACGAAUAAGAGCCCAGCGGUACCCCUAAAGGCCUUGACAAGCCCCUGGCCAUUUGCUGUUUGGGGUAUAGAUCUGAUUGGUGAAUUACCCAAAGGAAAAGGUGGGGUGAAAUACGCAGUCGUGGCUGUAGACUACUUUACUAAAUGGGCUGAGGUUGAACCCUUGGCUUCCAUCACUGCGAGGAAGUUGGUAGACUUCGUUUAUCGUGCAAUCGUCUGUCGAUACGGGGUACCCUACAAGCUCAUAUCAGACAAUGGGAAGCAGUUUGAUAGCAAUGAAAUGAGGAAUUUCUGUGAACACCUUGGCAUAAAGAAAGGCUUUUCCGCGGUGUGCCACCCUCAGAGUAACGAUCAGACGGAGGUCGUAAACAAGAUUAUUAAGCACACACUGAAAGCCAAACUGGAAGAGAAAAAGGGAUGUUGGCCGGAAGAACUUCCAGUGGUGUUGUGGUCUUACAAUACCACUCCAAGGUCUACCACUGGCAAAACCCCGUUCACCCUAACAUACGGGUGUGAAGCCAUGGUUCCUGUGGAAGUUGGAUCAGGGUCCCUUCGAAGGGAUAACUAUGAUCCUGAGAAUAAUGAAGUCAACCACAGGCUCUACCUUGACCUGAUUGAAGAAGUAAGGGAUACGGCUCAGUUCAGACUUGCCGCAUAUCAACAGAGGACCCGUAAAUAUUUUGAUAAGAAAGUGAGGGCUCGACCCCUCAAAACGGGAGACCUGGUUCUAAGGAAAAUGAUGCCUAACAUGAGGGUUCCCGCUCAUGGGGCCUUCGGUGCAAAGUGGGAAGGCCCAUAUAUUAUCAAGAUAGUGCUCUGGGAAGGUACCCACCACCUUACAGACAUGGACGGAAGACUCAUACCACGGGCAUGA